Molecule: messenger RNA, 396 nt
Organism: Strongylus vulgaris
Lineage: Eukaryota; Metazoa; Nematoda; Chromadorea; Rhabditida; Strongylidae
Source: the annotation of a GenBank genome assembly
AUGGUUUAUGAGCGGUUUCUGAGAGCAAUCGAGGGCCUAGCUUCAUUGGUUGUUGAAGAUCUUAGCAAGCGUGCUCUCCGAUGUGCACUCAAUCUUUUGGCCGAACGCCCUGAGGGUGAAAGGUUUCUCCUAAGCAUGUUGGUGAAUAAGAUGGGACAUCCGAAACCUCAGAUAGGAUCAUUUGUUGCCACACUACUUGAAGACCUUACUAAACGACAGCCAAAUAUGAGGCCUGUCAUUGUUGCCGAGGUUGAGAGGUUGAUCUACCGAACCAAUGUGAGCCCGAAAGCACAUCUGUACGCAUCGACUUUCCUCUCACAGAUCACUUUGCGUUCUGAAGACUCUGCCUUAGCUGUUCAGUUGUUAUCAAUGUACUUCGGGUUGUUCAAAACACUG